Apiotrichum porosum is the source of this 1359-nucleotide messenger RNA. RefSeq lists its product as uncharacterized. The record is from RefSeq and is a predicted model, not a curated record. The transcript is spliced from 6 exons. Gene Ontology annotation, cellular component: cytoplasm; ubiquitin ligase complex. NCBI's taxonomy places the organism in Eukaryota, Fungi, Basidiomycota, Tremellomycetes, Trichosporonales, Trichosporonaceae. Gene Ontology annotation, molecular function: ubiquitin conjugating enzyme binding; ubiquitin protein ligase activity; zinc ion binding. Gene Ontology annotation, biological process: protein polyubiquitination; positive regulation of proteasomal ubiquitin-dependent protein catabolic process; ubiquitin-dependent protein catabolic process. Bases 1 to 1359 code for a protein of 452 amino acids.
AUGUCUUCCGACGGCGAAGACUUUUACUACGAUGACGCCGACGACGGCUUUGGGCAGGACGACGACAUCAUGGACGACAUCGACUCCGAGUCUGAGCCCGACGUCUUUGACGCUUUGAGCCCCACCAUCGAGGAGGCCCCUUCCAAGAAGCCUUACGAUGUGUCGUACAAGGUCCGCUCGCCUCAGGAGCUCCUUGACAUGCAGAACAAGGAGAUCAAGAAGAUCCAGACGCUACUUGAGGUUCCUUCAUCCGCAGCAGCCACUCUUCUCCGUCACUACGCUUGGAAUGCCGAAAAGCUCCAGGAAGAGUUCUGGACCGACUCUGCAAAGUCCCUUGCGGACUCUGGGCUCUCCCCUCCUGGCUCUCCCAGUACCUCAAUCGCGUCGCUUCCUCCCCGCUCCACUCGCCAGACUCGCAGUUCCCACCAGGAGCCCUUUGACUGUCCUAUCUGCUGUGACGACUUCCCGGCGUCCCAGUUUGAGGAGAAGACGUUUGCCCUCGGCUGUGGACACCGUUUCUGCCGCGGCUGCUGGCAAGAGUACCUCACAGGCAAGGUCAAGGGCGAGGGCGAGAGUGCGCGAGUCCAGUGCAUGGAGAGCGGCUGCAACCGCGUCGUGAGGGAGGAGGCUGUGAACGAGCUGGUCACGUCCGACGUUUCGGCAAGGUACCACGAGUUGCUGAAUGCCGCCUUUGUCGCCGACUCGCCAAAUCUUCGCUGGUGCCCUCACCCCAGCUGCGAGUAUGCCAUCGAGUGUUCGCAGGCGCCUCCCCGUAUGCUCAACCAGCUCGUCCCUACUGUUGUCUGCCACUGCGGCAACGACAUGUGUUUCGGGUGUGGCUACGCUGCCGACCACCGUCCUGUCCUCUGCAAGAUUGUCAAGCUCUGGGAGAAGAAGUGUGCCGACGACUCGGAGACGGCCAACUGGCUCAACGCCCACACCAAGGAGUGCCCCAAGUGCCAGUCGACGAUUGAAAAGAACGGUGGUUGCAACCACAUGACCUGCAAGAAGUGCAAGGGCGAGUUUUGCUGGGUGUGCAUGGGCCCUUGGUCCGAGCAUGGUACCAGCUGGUACCAGUGCAACCGCUUUGACGAGAAAUCUGGUAUCAAUGCCCGUGAUGCCCAGGCCAAGAGCCGCGCGAGCCUGGAACGCUACCUCCACUACUUCAACCGCUGGGCGAACCACGAGCAAUCGGCCAAGCUCGACGCCGAGUUCUACAAGAAGACUGAGAAGAAGAUGGAGCAGAUGCAGAACAGCGGAAACCUGUCCUGGAUCGAGGUCCAGUUUGCACGUGACGCUGUCAGCGUCGUCAUCAAGUCGCGUAUUCUCCUCAAGUGGUCCUACUGCAUGGCCUUCUAG